CGCUUUCAACAUGGCGUCUCACAUACCCGCUUGACUUCUGUCAACAAGACCAAAACGCAACUAACGGUAAACAGGCCAGUGUAGCGAGGUUGACGGACACUAUCACAGUCAGGAGGAUGAAACUGUUGCUCGCAGUUUUAAAACGAAUCCAUAAACCGGAUAUUUACGUCAUUAACCGCCGCUGUCUGAGCUCCGGCGCCAGCAGCGGCCUGUCACCUCUCCGGGAUGAGCCUCUCAUCGUCGGGUCAAGCCCCGAGCUCGUGCAGAGACUCGGCUCACAGGUGGAGGUGAGGACGGGCUUCAUCACCGAGGAGGAGGAGGGAGCUUUUAUGCGAGAGCUGGAGCUAGGCCUGAAGAAGAAGCGAUAUGAAUACGACCACUGGGACGAUGCCAUUCACGGGUACCGAGAGACGGAGCGUGUGAGGUGGGGGGCAGCAUGUGAGGAGGUCCUGAAUCGGGUCCGAUCUGUAGCGUUUCCCGCGGGUAGUUCACUCCUCGGGCCUGUGCACGUUCUAGACCUGGACAAGAAUGGCUACAUCAAGCCUCACGUUGACAGUGUCAAGUUCUGCGGCAGCACCAUUGCUGGGUUGAGUCUCCUGUCAGACAGUAUUAUGCGCCUAGUGAAGGAGGAUGCCACCAACGAGUGGCUGGACCUGCUGCUGCCCCGACUCUCCCUCUACAUACUGAGGGACGACGCCAGAUACAGUUUCACCCAUGAGAUCCUGAAAGACGAGGAGUCAGUCUUCAACGGACAGAGAGUGCCUCGGCUGCGUCGCAUCUCUGUCAUCUGUCGGAACCUUCCAGGCUAGCUACCACUUCCACUCAGCUUUAAUAUGAACAGAACUUGAAUCUAGAGGAUUGUUUCAAUGAUCUCUGUUAAGAUAUUAAAACAGGACUGUGGAACUUUUGUCUGGCAGUGAGAGUGAUUACACAAAGAUUGUCGACAUGUGCAUUUGAAGUAUGCCUGCAGGUGAGCUCACUGCAUCUCUUUUUUUGGUUUUAACUUAGUUUCUUUUUUAUCUGGAGCAUCCACUUCAGAAGCCUACGGAGCCAUGAUCGAGCCUAAGGAACAACUUGUAUUUACUCUGACUAAAAGUCGGAGGUGUGUGAGGUUUUGCAAAAUAUGAGUAAGGGCGAGCGUUUUUAAAGCAAGCGACAUGUUAGUCUGCUUGCUGAUGCACGGAGCAGGUUGGUUACAUUAUGAUUGGGAAAAGCAGAAACAGCUUGUUUGGCAAGGGAUUGAAUCUAAGGGAUGUUUUAUUAUGUGUAAAAAGUCCCACACAACAGCUUUGAAGCAGACGUCCUUAAAGGUAUUCUAUGCAGGAUUGUUUGCAAACACGCUCGCCAACCCCAGAUUCAUUCUCGUUUUGCAUUUCGUAUCACUAUAUUUGUGUUUUUUGGCGUUGUGUCUGCCUGCUGCUUAUGAUCUGGCACCAGGUCGACACCUCGUUAUAAAGUCCCACCCUCACCUGAGAGCUGUGGGGGUACAUGUCCAUAAAUGUCUCAAUUUUAUGCAUGUAGAGGAAAUGGCUGAGCUGAAGAUGAUUGAUGUAUGUUUAAGUUGCAGAAAUGUUAGAAUCAAUUUAGGGCGACAGCAUUGAUGAAUGAACAUUAAAAUGGUAAAAAAAAAGUGACCGUUAUUAAUUUUCAUAUGAAGCAUGUGGCUUCAGACCUGCAUGUUUCCUACCCCUGUUAUAGUGGAUCAUAAGUGAUGACUGAGAGGAUAUCUUUAAUGUUUUUUUGGUUUGUAUAUUGUUAUUAUAUACAACUAUGAUGAAGUGUCCGGGAUAUUUAUUGCAGUUGCGACGCUGGGAAAUAUUGAUGUGGUUGUCAGGUCACACCUGUCACAGACAAGAGUACUAAAAGUGCUCUGAAAUAAACCUGAAUACUGACUUUGACAUGUAUCACAGUGUUUAUGUUUUCAGAAUGAGCACAUUACUAUCAAAGUUUGUUCACUGGAGCAUCUUUAAAGUUUUGUAAUGGCUGAUUGAAAUAAGCAGCAGGUCCCUACACAACUGUCCACAACAACUAUGCCGUCUUGACUGUAGUUUGAUCAUAAUUUUAGGAACCACCCACUGACACAAAUGAUGCCAGCUUUAAAUUGAAUUGUGUUUUUAUAUAUGACCAUCACUUUGGUGUGUUGUUUUACUUCUGUAUAGUACAGAGACUCUUGAGAAUAAUGUCCAAAUAAAAAAAGUGAACUUGAA
This is a messenger RNA of Epinephelus moara (kelp grouper), 2207 nucleotides long. It is a transcript of the gene alkbh7, whose product is annotated as alkB homolog 7. The coding region runs from base 117 to 809 and encodes 230 amino acids. Gene Ontology annotation, cellular component: mitochondrial matrix. Gene Ontology annotation, biological process: DNA damage response; fatty acid metabolic process. The record is from RefSeq and is a predicted model, not a curated record. Lineage: Eukaryota; Metazoa; Chordata; Actinopteri; Perciformes; Serranidae. The transcript is spliced from 4 exons.